Molecule: messenger RNA, 546 nt
Organism: Linum tenue
Lineage: Eukaryota; Viridiplantae; Streptophyta; Magnoliopsida; Malpighiales; Linaceae
Source: the annotation of a GenBank genome assembly
AUGGCCUCUUGGAAUGCAAUGAUAUCUGGGUUGGCUAUGCACGGGCGUCCUCACAUAGUACUCGAGCCCUUCUCCAUAAAGACAAACGAAGUGUUUGCACCAGAUGACAUCGCCUUCGUCAGUUUGGUAGAUCUAGGACGGAACUACUUUACUUCAAUGGUGCAAGAUUACAACUUUACUCCUAAAUUGCAGCUCUAUGGCUGUAUGAUAGAUCUUCUAGGCAAAGCUGGGUUGUUUGAUGCAGGAGAGAGACUAAUAAACGAUAUGGAAAUGAGCCCAGAACCCGAAGUGUUGUAUGAUAUGGACGAGGAAAGGAAAGAUGAGGUCUUGAGCCAUCACAGUGAGAAGCUGGCGAUUGCUUUUGGAUUGAUCGAUACAAAGCCGGGGACUAUGAUAACUAUAGUGAAGAAUCUGCGUGUUUGUGGUAACUGUCACUCUGCAACUAAGCUGAUUCCAAAGAUCUUUAAUAGCGAAAUCAUUGCUAGAGACAGAAAUCGGUUCCAUCAUUUCAGAGAUGGCCGGUGUUCGUGUAACGCCUACUGGUAA